AUGGACGCUUCUGCCAACUCCUCAGGGUUCUCUAAGAAGUCUCGGAGAUCGAGGCAGGGACUGUGUCUGCUGAAGAAAAGCGGCUAUGAAGACUCGGCAAAGGCUCCCAAGACUCGUUAUGAAAGAGAAAUGAAAACCUACAUCCGCCCAAACGGGAGACCAGAAAAAAGUUCAAGAACCCCAGUGCGCCGUUCUGAGAGUCGCCCCAAAUCAAAGGAGAGCCCCCUGGAGCACCCAUUCGCGACGAAACUGGGAGCCAUGUGGAGCGGCACUGCUGGAAUUGACGAGCAGCCCGAAGGAAAGAAGGCUGCCAAGCUGAAGAAAAAGCAUGAAGCCGAUAUUGCUGCCUCCAGACCUAAAGGAAAACCCAACGCCGCAGAAAACAGGGUGGUCAGGGCUGAAAAGAGCAAGAAAAAGAAGGAAGAGGAAGAUGAGGAGGAAGAUGACGACGAAAUAAGUUGGUUCUAG
This is a messenger RNA of Myodes glareolus (Bank vole), 468 nucleotides long. The record is from RefSeq and is a predicted model, not a curated record. NCBI's taxonomy places the organism in Eukaryota, Metazoa, Chordata, Mammalia, Rodentia, Cricetidae.